CCUGUACCGUUUAAUAAUUAAUAAGGGAAGGGAAGAUGAAAGACAAAGAGAAAGCUGAACACAGUCACCACGAGCAGAGCCUGUCCGACAGUCACCGCCUGGCAGAGCUGUUUGAUCUCCUGGACAAGAAUAGAGAUGGAGUGCUUGACGUACAGGAGUUGAGAGAGGGCAUAGCUAGCAUGGGUCUGCCCAGUAGUGUGUAUGGGAACACUGACACUGCUCAGGAGGUCUUCAAGAAGGGUGAUACGGACCAAGAUGGACUGAUUAAUUUUGCUGAAUUUGUGACGUAUAUUGUAGACCACGAGAAGAAAUUAGAACUGGCCUUCAAAACACUCGACUCUAACAAAGAUGGGGUGAUUGAUGCGGAAGAGAUAAAAAAGUACAUGAAAGAGCACGGAUUGAAUGUGUCGGACAGUGAUGUACAGCGACUAGUCGACAAGAUGGAUAAGGAUGGUAACGUGGCGAUCAGCUGGGAAGAAUGGAGAGGAUACCUUAUCUUGCAACCCAACACCACUGUCUCCUCCAUCUUCAAGAUAUGGAGCCAUGCCACUGCGGCUAAUGUCGGUGAGUCAGCUGACUUUAUUCCAGACGAGUUCUCAAAGGAGGAGAGAGUGACGGGAAUGUGGUGGAGGCAGCUGGUCGCCGGGGGAACAGCCGGAGCAGUUUCAAGAACGUUCACAGCACCUCUAGACAGACUCAAGAUUUUCUUCCAGGUGUCUUCGCUGCAGAACCAGAAGCUGACAAUUGCGUCUGGGUUUCGUCAGAUGCUUAACGAGGGAGGGGUGCGGUCACUGUGGCGGGGGAACGGGGUCAAUGUUGUUAAGAUCGCUCCAGAGUCAGCGCUUAGAUUCUUUGCUUUUGAACAAGUCAAGAAAUUUUUCUACGAGGAGGGGAAGUCCCUUCACGUGUACGAGCGUCUGAUAGCUGGAUCAACAGCUGGUGUCAUCGCUCAGACUACAAUCUAUCCCAUGGAGGUAUUGAAGACAAGACUAGCUCUGGGAAAGACGGGGCAAUAUCGCGGGAUGUAUGACUGUCUGAAACGAAUCCUGGCGGUUGAAGGAGGCAGAGCACUGUACCGAGGGUUAACUCCUAGUCUGAUUGGAAUCAUCCCUUACGCUGGUAUCGACCUCACUGUGUAUGAGACUCUCAAGAACUUGUACCUCUCUAAGAGUGAGUCCAAGAACCCCGGAGUUCUGGUUCCUCUCGCGUGUGGGACUGUGUCCAGUGUGUGUGGACAGGUUGCCAGUUACCCCUUUGCUCUAGUACGGACCAGACUACAAGCUCAAUCUGCCAUCCUCCAAUCUGACCCGUCUCUGGCUGCCACAACCAAAGCACUCACCAUGACCGAGACUCUCCGCACUCUGGUUCAAGAUGAGGGGCUUGUCGGUCUCUACAGAGGACUCCUGCCAAACUUCCUCAAAGUCAUUCCAGCCGUUAGCAUUGGCUAUGUAAUGUACGAACAAGUCAAACAAUUACUAGGAGUUACCUCAGUCAAAUAGCUAGUUUUUUGCUAAUUCAUUCCCAUUUCGAUUUUGUUCACUUGUUCUCUAGUUGUUCAAUUGACAUGUAUUUAAAAAAUUAUUUUGAUUCAAUUUG
Molecule: messenger RNA, 1596 nt
Organism: Halichondria panicea
Lineage: Eukaryota; Metazoa; Porifera; Demospongiae; Suberitida; Halichondriidae
Product: mitochondrial adenyl nucleotide antiporter SLC25A24-like
Exons: 11
Coding region: 36-1499 (487 amino acids)
Biological process (GO): transmembrane transport; ATP transport; ADP transport
Cellular component (GO): mitochondrial inner membrane
Molecular function (GO): ATP transmembrane transporter activity; calcium ion binding
Source: RefSeq, a predicted model, not a curated record